Varanus komodoensis (Komodo dragon) is the source of this 2765-nucleotide messenger RNA. RefSeq names its product GTP binding protein overexpressed in skeletal muscle (gene GEM). The coding region runs from base 132 to 1022 and encodes 296 amino acids. Gene Ontology annotation, biological process: negative regulation of high voltage-gated calcium channel activity. Gene Ontology annotation, molecular function: GTP binding; GTPase activity; calcium channel regulator activity. Gene Ontology annotation, cellular component: plasma membrane. The record is from RefSeq and is a predicted model, not a curated record. NCBI's taxonomy places the organism in Eukaryota, Metazoa, Chordata, Lepidosauria, Squamata, Varanidae. The transcript has 5 exons.
UUAGAGAGGCAGCCCCGAACAGAAGAAGGAUUUUCUGUGGGAGACUGUUACGGGAUUCAGCUCUGAGAACUAGGGACUCGACUGUGCUUGGAACAGACAGUUAAAAAAAAGCAACAAGGAGGGGAAAAGCGAUGACUCUGAACAAUGUCACGAUGCGUCGCAGCAGUGGAAACAUGCAGCCGCUGCACCAGCGUUGGAGCAUCCCAGCAGAUGGGAAGCAUCUGGUGGUCCAGAAAGUCCCACAUGAAUGCAGCCAGCACAAAAGGUACACCAUGAACCCUGAAGAAUAUUACCGAAGAAGCUGGUCGUCGGAGUCUUCCGAUUCUGUCAUCUCCUCCGAGUCCGGAAACAACUACUACCGGGUGGUCCUCAUCGGGGAACAGGGAGUUGGCAAAACGACCAUUGCUAAUGUCUUUGCCGGCGUGCAUGACAGCAUGGACAGUGACUGCGAGGUGCUGGGAGAAGACACCUAUGAACGAAUCUUGCAGGUAGAUGGUGAAAGUGCGACAGUCAUGCUUCUUGACAUGUGGGAAAACAAGGGCAAAAAUGGAUGGCUCCAAGAUCACUGCAUGCAUGUUGGAGAUGCUUAUUUGAUUGUCUACUCCAUCACGGACCGUGCAAGCUUUGAGAGAGCAUCUGAGCUCAGAAUUCAGCUCCGCAGAGCACGCCAAGCUGAAGACAUUCCUAUUAUUUUAGUGGGCAACAAAAGUGACCUAGUUAGAUGCCGUGAAGUCUCUGUGUCAGAGGGACGAGCCUGUGCAGUCGUGUUUGACUGCAAGUUCAUUGAGACCUCGGCGGCUGUCCAGCAUAAUGUGAAGGAGCUGUUUGAAGGCAUUGUGCGUCAAGUGCGGCUAAGAAGAGACAGCAAAGAGAAGAAUGAGAAGAGGCUUGCUUAUCAGAAGAGGAGAGAGAGUAUCCCUAAAAAAGCCAGGCGAUUCUGGGGCAAAAUUGUAGCCAGGAAGAACAAGAACAUGGCCUUCAAGCUGAAGUCCAAGUCUUGUCAUGAUCUCUCUGUUCUCUAAGAACUUUGGAUGGCACAAACAUUCGCUUUCAGGAAGGUUGUUCAACUCCAUUGUGAAUGAUAAGUCAAUCUAUAUUAGAUUGGUCCACGAGAAAUGUCAAUCUGACGGAUUCACAGUUGCGAUUAUUGUGAUGAAAAAUGUCCAGAAUAAGUGCAGCCUAAAGCACGCAUGGAGGAAGAAAUGCCAUUUAUAUUUUUCGGUUUAGAGUUUAAGUGUGUGAGUGUGUUGGCUGGGGUAGAGGAUUUUUGUCUUAUAUACAAGAACAUUCCAAACUUACAUGCAGUGUGUCUUAGAAAAGAAACCGCUUCCCUUGUUGCCUUUUUAGAAAAUGGCCUAAGAAUUGGAAGGCAUCAUUUCAAAAACGGAUGGCCUCUUUUCAUUAUUAUUUCUUGCUAGUUCUAUAAGCCAACAUCAAGGGAAAUGGGCAGUGUCUGAGAUGUCCUCUUCCUGAUCAGCCAGUUAAUUUUCUUAAGUGCCCAUAGCUGAAAAUCUUUGUUGUUACAAUAUCAUUUAUCCCAAUGGCUUAGAAAAAUAUCAAUAGCAUGCUGAUGAUGUUUGGAUAAAUAGGAGCACUAUUUAAUGAUAGCCAAAGAUAUGGAGGAUAAGGAUACAUUGCCAAAGAUAUGGAAGAUAAGUCUGAGGUUCAGUCACAAGAAGUAUUGAAUAGCUGAAGUUAGAAUACAGGGAGCUUUAACUGCUUAACUGUAUAAUGAGCACUGAAGCUUUUCCUUGAUUAUCUCUAGAGCCCUUCAGUUCUCUUAAAAACACAGGGUUGGACCUGGAUUUGCACACAGUAAGGUCCUGUCAGUAGUAAAGGAGGGGGCAAAGUAGCAGAUAUUAUCUACUUUUCCUCUCCUCUGCAGCCAUUGGUGCCUCCUAACAAGCUGCUCCAGGGAAGGGGUGGGGGCUGUUAGAACAACACUGGGGGCUGCAGGAGGUAGGAGAGCUGGUAAGCAUCUUAGCUUGUCCUCAUCCUCUACUGCAGGUUCAGGCAACAUGCAGUUUGUGGGCUGCAUGUGGCCCCUGCUGCCCUCUGCAAGUAUUAAAAGAAAGCCAGAUUAAAACAAAAUGGUGUCUAGAGUGGCCAUUCGGAAGCCCUUCUGACCAUUUUUGUGCUCUAAAGCUACCACAGGGCACUGAAAAUGUCAAACAUAGCUCGAAAGGAGCUUGUCCCUUGCUGUGCUCCAUCGCCACACCGGAUGCCGUUUGCAAUUAUUUCAUUUUUUCUGCACUGUGCAGGGAGAGGUGUGCCUUGCAGUGGCAAAGUUUGGUGGGUAGAAAUGCUCCCUGGACCUUCCAAAAGUUGCCCACCCCUGAUCCUUCUGUUUGCAGAGGGGCAACCCACAUUUACAGGAGAAACCUGCAACAUCACUUUCCAUGCUGGCAUUUCACAGAACUGUCUAAAAUAAUGGAAAAAGUAGAAAAUGUAAGAUACAAAAUCAUUUGCAAGAUGCCAUUUUUUUCUGGAGGUGGGAUCUCCUUUUAUAAUAAAUUACAGAGAGAUUUUGUGCUCAAAUCUAGUAUUUGUAUUAUGCCAUUACUGUUUGUAUUUAUUAUUUUUCAACUAUUGUAUUUUAAUAGAUGAAGUAUAGCAAUGGGAGGGAUGGGGAAGACAUAGUUUGGAGAUAUAUUUAUUAAGUGAUUUCUUAAGAAAAAAAGUUGAUUUUAUUACCAUUUUCUAUAUAUCUUUUAGAUUAAGCAACAUUUUAUUUACAUGUUGGUAAUAAAUCAAUAAAAGGUUUC